Messenger RNA from Colletotrichum gloeosporioides, 1662 nucleotides. RefSeq lists its product as uncharacterized. The transcript has 3 exons. Lineage: Eukaryota; Fungi; Ascomycota; Sordariomycetes; Glomerellales; Glomerellaceae. Bases 1 to 1662 code for a protein of 553 amino acids. The record is from RefSeq and is a predicted model, not a curated record.
AUGUCAGACCAACACUACAUUGACCAUCAACAAGACGGAUAUAGAGACCCCGUUUCCCAAAGGUGUUCUCCGGUGCCCCAGGCCCUCACAAACAACUACCCAGACCUUAACAACAGCCCUCCCUUCAACGUUACUCAAAACGAGCCACAUCAUCUCUUGACCCCGCCAUCCGGCAUCAGCUCGCCGCCUUCCAUCCAUCAAAACGUCAAGAUCAUGCACCACCCCGCCACAACAGCAACCAUGUAUCACUCCAGUCCGCCCGCAAACAACAGGAUGUGCUGGACCAACCAUUACGAUCUAAGUGCUCAGCACAGCCAAGCUGCUUCUCCGAUGCCCAUGAACAUGCACCCAGAGGGCCAUUUUGAACAGAACUACCUUCAUGCCGAGCCGCAGAUCAAAGAUGAAAUCCCCGAGCCUCCUCCAGGGUACCCCGAUUUCGGCUCUUUUGGUGUUUCCGGACAGCCAGACUCGGAUCAUGGCUCUUUGUCUCCUCAGCUGCAAUCGAACUUCUACCCCAUUCCCCAAGACGGCGUUAUGUUCGAGUCGCAUCCACUGAUGAACGGAGCGGACUUGACCAUGCCCCACCAGUCUCCCUACCCCUCUGCCCACCAAUUUCCCAUCAACGCACAGCACACCGCAUACCCAUCACAACACAAUUUCCAAGACAGAGACGACAUAAUGAGACGACCGAGCUACGGUGGGCUUCCUUACCCCAGCCAACAGAUAGAGCGCCCAGUUGCUAGCCCUCGGCUGCAACCGAGACAGCAAACUCAAACACAAACGCCAAUGCCAACAGAAAGGGAAGAAGAUCCACAAACAAAACCCCGUGUAAGGAGGCUGGCUCGUAUGAGGAAUCGUGACGACGAAGACGACGCCCCUAAGCCCGUAGUACAACUACCCAACCAGUCGCCUUCAAGCUCGUCUGUAGAGGACGAGCCAGCCACGCUCAUUUUCAAACCCAGCUGCCCCGACCAAGAACGGUGGCUCUUUCAGAGACGUGCUGAACUGGAGGAUCAAAAGGGAACUGGCAUCUGGGCAACGAUCACAGCCGAAUACAACCAGAAGUACAAUGCGACUUCUGAUAUCCCGCGUCUGCAGAUGGUUUGCAGCAGAGGAAGGGCUCCGUACCUCGCAUGGCACCCGACAGAUGACGACAAGCUUCGACGAGCCAUCCUCUUUGACGAGCAGCAGCAGAUGCAGAGGGUUUUCGCCAAGUUCAAGGAACUCGGUGGCGGCGCAUACGCCCACUGGGGCCGUAACGAUCUCGAGCUUCGCAUGGUGGAGCUAGGCUGGGCAGACGUCCACGUUGAACCCUCGCCGUUGGACUCCAGCGUCAGCGUCCGGAGGCGCAGGAAGCUCAACCGCCGCCAGUCUACGGCCCACGAUGCACAGUCUAGGUUGAACAUGACCGAAGAGGACCAGGCGCAAGUGAUGGAAGAGAUCGUCGCACACAGGGGCAUCAAGCCUGAGGAUGAGGAUGCUGAGGUGACCCUCCACGAGAUGCAGAGAAUGCGUCUCCAGCACCCCAAGAACGCCCGUGUGACGAAGCAAGAGACACAGGAGAGCCUCAUCGCAAGCGGUGGACGUGUGGCAAAGAUCGCAAAGUCUUCAGCGGCAAAGGCCAAAAGCAGGAGUCGCGUGCAGAGAUCAAAAGCUGCAUAA